CCUCUACGUCCGGCGCAUGUCAGCGAUAGCUCGAAUCUGGGCUUAAAUCUCACAGUUUUGAAACUGAUUUCAACGUAUUUUCUACUGGUAGCCCUACGGUCUCACGUUGUCAGAGGCCAACUUCUUUCUGUUACUUGUAUCCAUCUCAACAAAGAUGUUACCUCACCCGAGCAAACUGAUGUCUUCAUGUAGAGGCCUACUUCUCAUUCCUCCUGCAAUUAGUCCAACUCGAAGGUCUAUUAUUCAGCUAUUUGGACAUAAUGGACAAAGUUCAAAGAAGGAGUCGAUGCUUCAUCAAUCAUGUUCCCUUUGCAGUGAGAGCGUUCUCCAGUCUCCUCAGAGAAGGUUCAGAUUCUACCAAGCAUUAGACCAUGAUGGCUCAUCAGAAGCUCGGACAUUCUCAACUAGUUGUUAUGCAAUGUCACGCUUCGUCAAGAGAUUUCCGAGAUGGCCUUUAAGAGUCGGGAGGCAAAAUUUCAGAGGAAAGGAGAGAGAGUCUGAAGCCAUUGAAGAAUUUGUGUCACUCCGUAGUAGCAAUGAAUCAUUGGAGGGGAAGCUAGUGAAUAAAGUUGUAAGUGACCCAGGAUUCGAAGGAACAUUUGUCGUGCACGGGAGCCAAACACAAAGCAAUGCAGUUGACCAAAGAAUUGCUCACUGGCCAGUUCAGGUACCCAAAGACAACCUAGAUGUACCUGUUAGUGACCAAAGCCAAACUGGUCAAGAAAGGGUAUCUCCUGAUAGUUGGAACAGUGAGCCUCAUGGCAUGAGUCAGAGAUUGGAUAGGGAUAGGAAAACCAGGAUUCAUGGGUCAAGAAAUGUAUUUAAGCAAGGAAGAGCCAUGCCUACAGGUCAGGUGCGCAGGGACAUGCCAGAUACAAGUAGAAACGAUGAACAGCAAGGCAGGAAACAGACUAUUGGUAAGGACACCAGAAUUUACAAGUCAGGAACCAAUGACCUUGAUGUAAUGCAGGGCAGGGAGAGUUCUUCUGAAGUGUAUCCAGGACCUAAUAUCCACCCAACGGAUGUAGAAACCGUGAGUGCUGAUCUUCUAGAAAUGGACUCUAGGAAACACUCUGGUGCACGCUGGAAGUCGACAGCUGAAGAUCGGAGAAGUAAUCAGGAGAAUGAAAAGAGAUCAUCAAGCCUUCAUCAUCGUGAGAGAACCAAAGAGCAGAUAAGAAUUCCACGUGGCAGUGACCUGCUGUACGGCAUUUCCCCAUGCUUCCUGGCUCUAAAACAUGCGAAAAGGGAAGUCCACCAGCUGUAUGUCACAUCUACUUUCCAGAACUCACAAAGGUCAGAGGUCAAAGAAAUUCUUGCCUUAGUGGAGGAGAGAGGUCUGAGGAUGUGGCAAACAAACAGACGAGUGUUGGAUAGAUUUACAGAGCAGCGGCGUCAUCAGGGUGUGUGCAUGGAGACCAGUCGCCUUUACUUUGAUUCUCUUUUAGAAGAAGGAUAUGAUGGUUUCACUCCAUCCUCAGUAAGACUUGUCCUUGACAAAAUCCAUGAUCCCAUGAACCUAGGGGCAUUGCUACGAUCAGCAUAUUUUCUGGGGAUUGAUAAAGUCAUUGUCAGCAAGAAAAACUGCUGUUCCCUGACUCCUGUAGUAAGCAAGGCCAGCAGCGGUGUCAUGGAGAUAAUGCCUGUUUAUGCUGCGCCACACAUUCCUUCAUAUCUUGAGAAUGAGAAGCGGAAAGGAUGGAGUGUAGUCGGUGCUUCUGUUGGUAGCUGCAGCUCUUCAAUUGAGAGUAUUCCCUGUAACAAGUACAAGCAAACAGGCCCAAUUCUUCUCGUAGUCGGAAAUGAAGGAUUUGGUCUGAGUAAUGACAUCAUUGAGCAGUGCUCCGAGUUCAUCUCUGUACCGGCAGGAAGACAGCUGCAUGCUGGGAUAGACUCACUUAAUGUUUCAGUAGCUACAGGUAUACUUCUGCAUUCGAUCUUGGGUAGAAGGUAAACUCUUACAAUGGAAACUGAGGGCCUACUACAGAGGAAAGCAAAGAAUGAUGUUUGUGCAAUAUUUUGUCUCUUAUAUUUUUUUUAUGUAAUGUUUGAAUCUGGACCAUGCAAUGAUGAAUCAUGACAGAAAGCAAUUCAAAGUGUGUAUUGUUAAAAUCUUGUAAAGUAAACCAAACAACAAGAAAAUAUGGAGUAUUCUUAUGGUAUUCAUCCAGAAUUUCAUUUGUAUGAACAAGGGCUGAGGCAAAAAAGUUCAACCGCCACUUCCACAAACAUUUAAAGCAUUUCCACUUCGCCAUUUCGUAAUCGUUUGACCAUGGGGAAAAAUAAAAAAAGUUGCUGAAAAAUCAACAUUUCCAUCAAAGCACUUUGACUUAUCGUAAACUACCAAGAAAAAAAGUGAUAUUCCCUUCUUUGUUGACUCUGACAUUGAUUUCUGGAAAUUUCAGUUGAUGGGUAGGUAGGGUAGGGGAAGGCGGGGUAAGUCGAGCAUAGGGGCAAGUUAAGCCACCAUCCCCAGGCCAAUAAUGAAUGAGUCAGACAUUGUGGUGGUGUCAUGUAUUGAUGACCCAUUACAUAACCCUUAACGCCACCACAUUGUUUUCAACUUUGAAACAAAAGGACUUUUUUAGAGGGAAAAAUACAAAUUUCAGCCAAAAAAGUAAAAAAAGGGUGUGAAAUAGAUAAGUGCUUUUUACCCACACACGUCUUUAAAUAUAAUAAAGAAAUAAGAACAAUAUUGUUAGUCCAGGUAUGGAUUCUCAUUCUUGUCAUAGGCUUUUACAUGAUGGAUGCAUAAGAAAUGUGUGGAUGUGAAGGGCAAGUUGAGCCAUGGUAAUUCUUAUGGUAAUGUAUAAUAAAAAAAAAAUAAUAAUAAAAAGCCAUUGAUAUGCAGGCAGAACGGAGCAAAUUAACAUGACAGUUCUUUUACUUUUAGAGGAUGUUAGUAUUUAUAGAGAAUUAGCAGGUGAAAAGACUUUAAAUAAAAAAUUGACAUGCCGGUUCUUCCCGCAUACAUUUUGUACAUAGUUUUUGUGGCUGAACUUACCCCAGAGGUGGCACAACUUACCCCACAGAUGGGGCAAGUUGAGCCACUUGACAUUGUUUUUUUCAAAGGACACAGUGCCUUUCACUGUGGGGGUAGAAAGUUAUAUAUAGGUGACAAAAAAUUUCCCAAGAAUCAAAUUUAAAGGCAAGGUACUUAAUGCUGCAAUAUUAUUAGUCAUAUCAAUUCUAACAUGCAAAAUGCAAAAAGUGUCACAACUUACCCCGCCUUCCCCUACUGUGUAUGUGGCACAGGGUCUCAAUCUGGUGCAAUUGACAAAGGAUUGAUAUUAUAGGCAUGAAAGUAUAUUUGAUGUCAAUAGAUGAUCAAAUAAUAAGUUGUAGAUUCAUUGAUCUUCCUCUCAUUCAUAAUUAAUACUCCUUCAUGACUU
This is a messenger RNA of Lytechinus pictus (painted urchin), 3392 nucleotides long. RefSeq lists its product as uncharacterized. The transcript has 9 exons. Gene Ontology annotation, biological process: rRNA methylation. Bases 155 to 1954 code for a protein of 599 amino acids. The record is from RefSeq and is a predicted model, not a curated record. Lineage: Eukaryota; Metazoa; Echinodermata; Echinoidea; Temnopleuroida; Toxopneustidae. Gene Ontology annotation, cellular component: mitochondrion. Gene Ontology annotation, molecular function: rRNA (guanine) methyltransferase activity; RNA binding.